AAAGAAAAAGCUGACGAAAGAUUUAUUUGCACCCGUCUCGACCUGUUUGAUCGAUUUUAUUGCCUACGAAUAGGUCAACAAUUAUGGGAAUCCUACCUAGAUAUAGGUUUACAACAACAUUUGUGGCCAGAUCGACUUUAUACGAUAGCCAAAUCAAAUGAUUUCGAAAUUUGUCAUCAAUAUCUUUUGAAUCAUAUAAAUGAUCUAAAAACAAAUUUGGGUCAAUAUCAGAUGGAACUGGAUAGGCAAUCACAAUCAUGUCCCAUAACAACAUUAUCGUUAGAUGAAAUUGAUCAUCGCCUGAAUGAAUUUAUUAUUUGUCAACGAAAAUACUUAUUGAUGAAAAAUAACAAUCAAUUGUUAAAAUUUAAAGAUGAUUUUCAUAAUAAAGAUUUAUUGAAAACUCUAUCUACAUUUCUUCUUAAAACAGAUCGGAAUGCAUACAUAAAUCAAUUACUUUUAAUACGUGAAAAACAAGGAGAAAUUUAUGAAGAGCUUUUAAUGUUAGAAAUGCGAAUUUUAUGUAAAUUUUUACCACAAAACUUUGAUCAACUACAAUAUUUCAUUACGCCUAUAACUUAUUCACCAUUGAACAAUAAUCAAAAAUCAGUACAAGUAAAAAAUAAAUCUUAUAAAAUUACACAAGAAGCUAAACGUUUAUGGUUAAAUAUUUUUUUUCAAUGCUUGUGA
Molecule: messenger RNA, 690 nt
Organism: Rotaria socialis
Lineage: Eukaryota; Metazoa; Rotifera; Eurotatoria; Philodinida; Philodinidae
Source: the annotation of a GenBank genome assembly